This is a messenger RNA of Tetrahymena thermophila SB210, 1746 nucleotides long. RefSeq names its product EF-hand pair protein. The record is from RefSeq and is a predicted model, not a curated record. The transcript is spliced from 6 exons. Gene Ontology annotation, molecular function: calcium ion binding. NCBI's taxonomy places the organism in Eukaryota, Ciliophora, Oligohymenophorea, Hymenostomatida, Tetrahymenidae.
AUGUUAUAAUAUCGCACUUUGAACAGGUUAUCUAACUUAAUUUAGGCCGUUGCAGAAGGUGAAUAGAAGACUGAAGUUAUUCGUUAAGUCCUCGCUGAGCAAAGACACUUUGAGCCUUAAUCCGCUUUCCGUAGACUCGACCAAACUAAGACUGGCUAACUCUCUGCCACUGAUUUAAUUGACUUCUUAGAACAAAACAAAAUUUUGGUCAGCCACAAAGAAGCUAUUUAACUCCUUCGCAUCCUUGAUCUUAAUGGUGAUGGUCGUGUCACUUAUGCAGAUUUUGCAGAAAGCAUUUUGCCUUAAGAAGAUGCCAGACUCAAGUAAAUUGCCAAUUUAAGAGAAGGCUAUUACUUAGAAGAUGGUGAAAGUUUACCUUAUGAAGCUGAAUGGUCUCUCGCCAGAGUCCUUGAAUAGGAAGUCAAGAAUUAUAGAAAUAUAGAAUCAUUGAAGGACAUCUUGUGCAGUUCUUACGAUUUCAACAAGCUUGAUUUAUUCAAUGCUAUUGAUGAUGUCCGCACUGGCUCCCUUACAAUCUCUGCCGUUGAUGAAUUUAUGAGAUCUCAAGGUAAAGUAUUGAGCCAAGAUUAAUUACUUGCUUUCUUCAGAAGAGUUAGCAACACUAACGUUAUUAGCUAUCCUCAAUUCGUAGAAAUCAUUACUCCUGUUGAACCCUCUCCUUCUUACAUUGCUAACAGCUCACGUCUUGGUUCUUCUUCUCGUGGUUUCAGACAAUCUAACUUAAACAGAAGCAUUUAUAACACUCCAUCAAGAUUGACUUCUAGCAAAGCUUUCUAAGAUGCUGAAAAGGACAUCGGAUAUCAAGACUAUCUUGCAAGAUCUGCUAGCUUAGAAAAGCUUAGAAACAGUCACUACUCACCUGCUAGAAGAUCUAACUAUGGCUCUCCUGUUAGAUAUACCACCUAAUAAAGAUCUCCUUACCAUACUCCCAGCAAAGACCUUGCUCUUACCCAAAGCAUGUACGGAAGUGCUUCAAAGGGAUUCCACUAAACAGCCACUUCUAACCUUAACAUUUCUAAAUCACCUAUGAGAGGAAAUGAAGAAGAACACCUUGUCAGAGCCUUGAAAGAAUAAAUUGUACUUGAUAGAGAUGUAGAAGAAUUGAAGAAUCAAUUAUCUUUUAGACACGACUUCAAUGCUGAAGAUGCCUUCAGAAUUUUCGACAAGAAAGCAAGAGGAUACAUUUCUAAAUUUGAAUUUGAACUUUCUCUUAACGACAUCGGUAUCUACCCAACCAAGGACGAGUUACACUUAUUCUACAAGAGAUAUGAUAGAGAUAAUGAUGGAUUAUUAAAAUUCAGCGAUUUCUCUGAAUUAGUUACACCUGCUAGCAUUGAAUAUGCUGCCUUGAGCAAGAGCAGAGUUCCAAACUAUCUCAAUCCCGAUGAUGGUUUGAUUAAUUUCUCUCUUGAAACCAGAAGACUUUACAAAAAACUUUUGAAUAAGAUUUUCCAAGCUGAAAUCGAAGCUGAAUAUAUCCGUUAAAAGCUUUCCAGAAGACCUUUGUUUUCUUUAUACGAUGCAUUUUUGGCUAUUGAUAACCUUGAAAAUGGCUUCAUCACUCUUAAUGAUUUUAAGGCUAUCCUCUAAGAUUAUGGUAUUUUUGUCUCUACAAAUGACUUAUAAACUCUAAUCAAGAGAUACGAUAAGAACCAAGACAAUAGAGUCACUUUCCCUGAAUUUAUGAAUGAACUUACUCCUAAAUCUCCUGUUAAGCAAUUUUGA